Molecule: messenger RNA, 1245 nt
Organism: Xylaria bambusicola
Lineage: Eukaryota; Fungi; Ascomycota; Sordariomycetes; Xylariales; Xylariaceae
Product: ribosomal RNA assembly protein KRR1
Exons: 14
Coding region: 1-1002 (333 amino acids)
Cellular component (GO): small-subunit processome; nucleolus
Molecular function (GO): RNA binding
Source: RefSeq, a predicted model, not a curated record
AUGCCCUCCACCAACAAUGCCCCCAAACCCUGGGAUACCGACGAUAUAGACAAGUGGAAAAUCGACCCCUUCUUGCCUACGGACAAUGUCGGUGGUGGUCUUGCCGAGGAAAGCUCAUUUAUAAUACUUUUCCCAAAGUAUAGAGAAGUUUACCUUCGCGAAGCGUGGCCCGGAGUCACAAAAGCGCUUAAAAACAUUGGCAUUGCAUGCACACUCGAUUUAGUAAACGGCAGCAUGGAGGUCAAGACAGUGAGUUAUUCCUCGUUUACUAAGAAAACCUGGGAUCCCGCAGCGAUCCUGAAAGCGAGAGAUCUGAUAAAGCUACUUGCGCGAAGCGUUCCCGCACCAGAAGCUUUACGAAUACUAGACGAUAACACUGCCUGUGAUGUCAUCAAGAUCAGAAAUCUCGUAAACAACAAGGAAAAAUUCGUAAAGCGUCGUCAGAGGUUGCUAGGGCCCAACGGGUCAACUCUCAAGGCUUUACAGCUCCUCACGUCUACAUAUCUGCAAGUGCAGGGUAACACAGUCUCCGCCAUUGGUGGAUACAAAGGCCUGAAGGAAGUAAGGCGUGUGAUCGAGGACACUAUGAAUAAUAUACAUCCCAUAUACCAAAUCAAAGAGCUUAUGGUAAAAAGAGAGCUCGCCAAGGAUCCAUUGCUAAAGAACGAGUCCUGGGACCGCUUCCUCCCCAACUACAAGAAGCGCAGCCUCAGCAAGCGUCUCAAGCCGCACAAGGUCAGCGAGAAGAAGCCGUACACGCCCUUCCCGCCCGCCGCGGAGCCCAGCAAGGUGGACCUGCAGCUCGAGGCCGGCGAGUACCACAUCGGCCGCGACGCCAAGAAGCGCAUGGCGCAGGAAGACCGCCUCGAGAAGCAGAAGGCCAAGAAGGAGGAGAAGAAGCGCGAGCGCGAGAGGGACUUCAUCGCCCCCGACGAGCCUGUCGACGGCGAGCAGCACAAGAAGAAGAAGCGAAAGACCAAGGCGGCGCGGGACGAGGAGUGAUGAGAUUUCAUCGCGUUUUCUGUUUCGAGAUGGUGUCGGCCGGUGUGCGUGAGAUGUUAUUAAUUCCACGACAUAAGUACUUGUUCACCAGGUUGAAAGGACUCGGUACUUUUAGCAGGAAUCUCACCUCCUAAUCCUAUCGAGAUAUACGACAGAGGGUUGCAUGAGGAGAAAAGGGAGAGAAAUUACUCUCUUCACUUCAAUAGUAUUUGUCACAUUGCAAUGGCGCCCCUGAUAUGGCAG